This is a messenger RNA of Mycosarcoma maydis (corn smut), 3372 nucleotides long. RefSeq lists its product as uncharacterized. Lineage: Eukaryota; Fungi; Basidiomycota; Ustilaginomycetes; Ustilaginales. The record is from RefSeq and is a predicted model, not a curated record. Gene Ontology annotation, biological process: endonucleolytic cleavage in 5'-ETS of tricistronic rRNA transcript (SSU-rRNA, 5.8S rRNA, LSU-rRNA); endonucleolytic cleavage to generate mature 5'-end of SSU-rRNA from (SSU-rRNA, 5.8S rRNA, LSU-rRNA). Gene Ontology annotation, molecular function: protein binding; U3 snoRNA binding. Gene Ontology annotation, cellular component: 90S preribosome; small-subunit processome; nucleolus. Bases 1 to 3372 code for a protein of 1123 amino acids. The transcript has a single exon.
AUGGCAGACGCACAGGUCCUCACCCCGGACCAGAUCCAAAAGCUUCUCGCUGCUCAGCAAUCACAAGCCUCGAACUCCUCUUCCACACCCCUCGCCGCUGCCGCUCCAUGCUCGUCAAAUCGACUUAAGACAUCCUUUAAAAAGCGACGUUCUUUCGAACCGUUCUACACCGGUGGCGCUACCGCCGUUACUCCCGAUGGUGCUUUGCUGUUUGCGACGCUCAACGACCAAGUUUGCGUUGUGCAAGUGAGCACAGGCAAUGUGGUCCAACGUCUCGCGGGCGAUACGGAAGAGGUGACCGCUUUGACGGUUUCACCUUCGGGAUCGCACCUUGUCGUAGCGUCGCGCAGCCUAUCGCUCAGCAUCUAUACGCUGCCUGAAUGCAAGUUGGUCCGGAAUCUUGCAAAGAGUCAUCAAAGCCAGGUGAAUCUCAUGAGCAUCGAUCCCACCAGUACCUUGCUAGCGACAGGCGGGUCGGACGGCGUUGCAAAAGUGUGGGACAUUGAACGAGGUUUCUGCACGCAUGCGUUUAAAGGGCAUGCUGGUGUCGUAUCUGCCCUCGCCUGGAACAUGCCGCCUUGUUCGUCCACGUCAAAUACAACCAGCAAGAAGAACAAAUCCAAAUCAAAGGCGUCAUCUGACAACACGGCAACAAGAAUCAUCCAGCUGCUCACUGGAUCUGUUGACGGCAAAGUGCGAGUAUGGGACCUUAACAAUCCUGCCGAAUUGCAUAAGCCCGUCGCGACUCUGACGGGGCACGAUUCAGUAGUCCGAGGAAUUGCCGUCACCGAAGACGGGGCUACACUCGUCACGGGUUCGCGCGAUCGCACGUUGGUCGUCUGGCGUCUUCCGGCAUCAGCGGCAGCAAAGUCAAGUGCUCAAGCCGCAGCUGGUUGGAAGCAAGCCGAAACGCUAUCCGCAAACGAAGGGAUCGAAUCGGUCGGAUUCUUGCCAGCCACAAGUCUUGGCGAACAACAGGUGUUUUGGACGGGCGGAUCCGAUGGAAUCCUUCGUCUAUGGGACGUUGCAUCAUCCACCAUUAUCGCAAAGGAACCGAAAACGUUCAACGAGCAACUCGCACACUAUGCAAAGCAACAACGUGCCAAACGCGCGUCAGCUGCAGGCCGCACUGUAGACCAUGCAUAUGCGGACGACGAGGAAACACGCGCCAUCAUGGCGGUCCACCUGGUUUCCAAUGCGUUGGGACCACAGCUCGUAUCGGUGCAUGCCGAUCAGAACAUCGUCGUUCGAUCCGCUGGCGGCGCGGCCGGAGCACGGCUGAACAAGGUGCGACAGUUGAUUGGGUUCAACGAUGAAAUUGUCGAUUUAGCGCUUCUCUCUUGCACAGCUAUUGACCACACGACGGUUCAGGAGACGCAUUUGGCGGUGGCCACCAACAGCCGAUCGUUGCGAGUGUAUACACUGGGUGGAGCCGAUGGUGACGAGACAACGGCAGAGUUACUGGCGGGACAUACCGACAUCGUCUUGUGUCUGGACAAAUCGCCGGAUAUGCGGUUGCUCGCAUCCGGUGCCAAGGACAAGACUACGAGGAUCUGGGCGUACGUCCCCACUUGGCGGCUCUCGACUUGUCUUGGCUCAGAGCAAGGUGCGGACGAUGGCGGAGUCAAAAUUUCUCGUCACACCACAUCCAUCAGUAACGCAUCUGCUGGCUCGCAUGUUGAACAAGGCGAGUGGGUGUGCGUCGGCAUUUGUGAAGGGCACGCCGAAUCGGUCGGAGCCAUCGCGUUUGCGCGUCGUGCGUCGUCUCCCGGCGCACCCUACUCUCCAUUCAUCGUCACCGCCUCUCAAGACCGCACCGUCAAGAUCUGGGACCUAUCUCCUGUCAACACGCUCCUCUCUUCUACACAGCCCAUCGCGCAUCCUAUUCAGCUCAAGAGCUUGGUCACGCAACGCGUCCACGAAAAGGAUAUCAACUGCCUCGACAUCUCGCCCAACAAUGCCAUGCUCGCUACCGGAUCGCAAGAUCGAACAGCCAAGAUCUUGUCGCUCUCGUUUUCCGCGUCUUCCUCCAAGUCUUCUGCGGCAACGGCAAGGUUGACAACGCUAGCAACGCUCAAGGGCCACAAACGUGGCAUUUGGGCCUGUCGCUUCUCGCCCGUCGAUCUGGCGCUAGCUACCGCUUCCGGCGAUAAGACUGUGCGUCUUUGGUCGCUCAAAACGUUCACCAGCGUAAAGCUGUUUGAAGGGCACACGAACUCGGUUCUGAAACUCUCAUUCCUGUCGGCGGGGAUGCAGUUGGCUUCGUGUGCAGGUGAUGGUCUGGUCAAGAUCUGGAACGUCAAAGACGAAGAGUGCACCAGCACGAUUGAUGCUCACGAUGACAAGGUUUGGAGUAUCGCGGUGUCGUCGGACGAAAGCUGGAUGGUGAGCGCUGCUGCGGAUGGGUCUAUCAGGGCGUGGGAGGAUCGAACCGAGGAGGAAAAGGAGGAGAAGAGACAGCAGAGGGAGGAUGAAGUCAGGAUGGAACAGCAAUUUGGCAACAUGCUGGUCGACAAGGAUUGGAGGAAUGCGAUCGCGCUCGCGUUGCAGAUGGCGCAACCGAGACGCUUGUUGGGCCUGUUCACGCAUGUCAGCCAGUGUAGGCCGCAAGUGGAGCGUGCCAAGAGGAACGCGCUGUUGACGAGUGCACUACAAGUGGAUAGCGAUGAUGACCAAGAUGAGCACAUGAUCGCAUUCGAACAGGACGAUGAGCCAUUGAGAGCGGCAGGUAUUCCAACUGAUUCUCGUCCUCAUCGUCCCCGCAACGCUUCUACGAAUGCCCACUCUCAGAGUGACGCCUCUUGCGCUGCCGACGCCGACGCCAACUCGAUCACCGGCCUAGCAUCCAUCGACUCGAUCCUGUCCACGCUUCCCCCGAACCAACUCAUCCAGCUCCUACUCUACAUUCGAGACUGGAAUACCUCGACACGCACCGCUCCGAUCGCGCAAACUGUGCUUCAUGCGAUUCUUUCUACUCAUACAGCCUCGUCGCUGAUUUCGAUUUUCGAUUCGGCCUCGAAAUCGCAUCGAGCUGCGCUCGCCGAGAGGCUGGAAAACGAAGAACUGGGGAUCGUCGCUCCACUAGCGCAAAAGGAGAGCGCCAGACAGAGGAGGUUGCAAAACGAGACCAAGGUCGAUUUGGCGUCUUUGGUCGAAGCUCUGUUGCCGUAUACCGAGAGGCAUUGGCAGAGGGCGGAUAGAGUGUUGAUCGAGGCGAGUAUGUUGGAGUACAGCGUGCAAGCGAUGGACACGUUACUUGGUUUCGAUCAAGACGACGACGACGCCGCCGAGCAAAACACAUUUGCAGAUCAGCUGCGCAGUGCAUCUGUCCAGGACGAGCAUGUCGACAUGUCGGACGACGAUUCGUUGUGA